Messenger RNA from Dreissena polymorpha, 2752 nucleotides. Its product is annotated as cell death abnormality protein 1-like. Lineage: Eukaryota; Metazoa; Mollusca; Bivalvia; Myida; Dreissenidae. Gene Ontology annotation, molecular function: scavenger receptor activity. The transcript has 6 exons. The coding region runs from base 150 to 2741 and encodes 863 amino acids. The record is from RefSeq and is a predicted model, not a curated record.
CAACAACAUUCGUCGCGAACAGGAUCUGACCUGUCGAUGAUAGUUAUCGGUGUAAGAUUAAACGAUCUUGGCUAUAUAUUCGUGUGCCAUUCUGGGCUACGUUCAGUUGUGAAUAAGACGAUUGGAGUACUAACAAUAUAUUUGGAGCUAUGAACUUAACAUUGAUGUAUCUGAUUUUACUAUUCAUCGUUGAUAAUGCUAAAGCACAGGCGCACAAUUGCCUCGAAAAUAAUAAUUGUCGUGGAAACAAGUGCUAUUGGGUGGACGAUAAGUUAGAUGAUAAGUUAGAGGAUUGUUGGUUGCGUGGCUGCAAUGAUGGAUAUUGGGGACCUAGUUGUAGAAGUUACUGUAAUGAUGAAAACUGCCUGUCCUGUGAUCGCAAAUCAGGAGGUUUAUGUUCAAUUUGCAAAAAUGCAUAUUACAGAGUAAAUUAUGAAGAGUGUAAAUCGUGUGAAAAUUAUACGAAACAAGGAUGCAGAUGUACAAGUCAGGCUGCGUGUAACGACUGUUUGGAAGGAUACGAUUUACAUAUGUCUUACAAAACGGUUCCUACAUAUGUGUGUCGUGCCUGUACAGAUGGACGCUUUGGGAAACGUUGUACACUGUCAUGCUCAAUAGGAUGCUCUGACGUAUGUAACAAAACUGAUGGAACAUGUUUAUGCAAACCAAACUAUACCGGUGACAAAUGUGAGACCUGUAAUACAGGAUUGUACGGACAUCUUUGCGACAAAAAUUGUUCCACAGGUUGUCUAAGUCCAUGCAAUAAUGCUAAUGGCUCAUGUACAUGUAAGCAACAUUUUACUGGGGCGUUUUGUGAAUCAUGCAUUAAUGGCUGGUACGGUACAGAAUGCAAUCAACCUUGUUCAAAUAACUGUGUCUCGUGUCAUAAUGCAUCCAGUUGCAUUUCUUGUCAAACUGGUAAAUAUGGGAACAUUUGCCAGAAUUGGUGCCCACGUACUUGUGAAUCAUGUGAUUCUUCCGUGAAUUGUACAACAUGCACGACUGGGUUUUAUGGUCCUUCCUGCCAAAUCAAUUGUAGCCAUGGGUGUGCAAACACAACGUGUGACAAACGAGCGGGCACAUGUUCAUCGUGUUUAAAAGGCAAAACUGGACAGCAUUGCAUAUACAAUUGUUCAGAAGGAUGUUUUGACGGAAUGUGCACACAAUACAAGGGAGAAUGUUCACUUGGUUGUAAGCAAGGAUACUAUGGUAACAGAUGUUUGUCUCAGUGCCCUAUAAAUUGUCUAGAUUGUUCAUCCGCGGAAAAGUGUGGCACAUGUGAGCUUGGAUAUUAUGGCGCAUAUUGCCAAUUUAGUUGUAGUGAUGGAUGUGCUGAAAAUUAUUGUCACAAACAAUAUGGGACAUGUUCACCGUGCGUAAAAAGUAAAACAGGAAAAUACUGCACAGCUAACUGCUCAGAAGGAUGUCUAUACGAAAGUUGUAACCAAAAUGACGGAAAGUGUACACAUGGGUGUAAACAAGGAUUUUACGGCCUGACGACAUGUGAGAAUCAUUGUCCUAAUAAAUGUGUUACCUGCUCAUCGGCGAAACUAUGUUUAACAUGCGCCAAUGGAUACUACGGUUCUAGAUGCGGAAGCCAAUGUCCCGACACGUGUCAGACCUGUGACGAACACGGUAUAUGUUUAACGUGUAAAGUCAACUAUUUUGACCCAGACAAGAAAUGUCAGUGUUUGCAAGGUUUGUGCGAGUCAAUACCAUGCGUUGCUUGUUCAAACAGUACCUACUAUGCAAAUGAACAUUCGAAUACCUGUUGCCCAUGUAGCAGUCAAUGCAAACAUUCUCUCUGCUCAUCAGCUGAACUGUGCACACAUGGGUGCGAAAAUGGAUAUUUUGGGACUGGGUGUGAGAAUGUUUGUUCUAUCCGAGAUCAAAUGUGUACGAUAUGUAAUGAAAACACGUUAAAUACGUUUGUAUGCACAACCUGUAUUGACAGGUUUUAUCCGAAUUCAAACAGAACAUGUAUACCGUGUUCCGCUAACUGUUUUGAAGGGAAUUGUAAUAACUCGACUGGGCACUGUGCAAAUGGAUGUAAAGAUGGAUUCUGGAAUUUCAAGUGCGAAAACACAUGUCUAGAAAAUUGCUCAGUGUGUGAUCAGGACAGCGGCAAAUGCUUGAUUUGCUCUACUUCAAGUUUGCAUGGGAUCAAAUGCGAAAACACGUGCAAUAGCAAAUGUACCAAUAAAUCCUGUUAUAUGAAUGGAAAUUGUAAAAGCGGAUGCCUUUCAAACUAUUAUGGCCCAUCUUGUGACACGCAAUGUCCGAUAAACUGUGCACAAAAUGGAAGUGAAUCUCGAUGUUCAUCUGAAACCGGAAUCUGCAUGUAUGGCUGCAAUGCAGGGUUUACAGGAGGCAAUUGUAUGGCAGAUCUCAAGCAAGGCAGCUCUUUAGAUUCAAUUUUCGCAGCUGCGAUUGGAGGAGGAUUUGCUGCUGUUUUUAUAGUUGUUAUCGUGAUUGUUAUCGGACUUGUUACCUUCAAGCGUAGAAAAACUCGUCACCCAAAGACUGCAAUUGUUCGUGAAACAUCAUAUGAUGCCGCCAUCUCCGUGGCACCGGUGUACGCGUCUGUUGUGCGUCAUCGUGCAGUGUCUGUAAACACGUCCUCUGUGAAAGAAACCUCUUUCGGCAACGUGACAAACCCUGUCUACACGAACAUCCUUAGCGACGAACACCUUGCGAUGGCGAAUGUUACUUCUGAAGACAGUCUGGAAGUCGGCAAGUAGUCUUUCAAACU